This is a messenger RNA of Yarrowia lipolytica CLIB122, 1323 nucleotides long. RefSeq lists its product as uncharacterized. Gene Ontology annotation, biological process: transmembrane transport. Gene Ontology annotation, cellular component: membrane. Gene Ontology annotation, molecular function: transmembrane transporter activity. Lineage: Eukaryota; Fungi; Ascomycota; Dipodascomycetes; Dipodascales. The record is from RefSeq and is a predicted model, not a curated record.
AUGAAUCAUCUCGAGAACGACGAUAAGCGCGUUUCUGUGGAAGAGAAGCAGCUGAGUGCCGAAGACGACACUUCUCUUUCCAUCGCCGAACCUGCUGACGAUGGUCUUCCUCCUACCGACAAGGGAAUAGCAUGGAUAGCUAUGAUUGGAAGUACUCUUGGACUGUACACUUCGUUUGGAUACAUCAACGUUGUGGGGCUGUUCGAGGCCUAUUAUUUGCACCACCAACUGUCGCAAUAUUCGGCUUCAACCGUCUCUUGGAUCACGUCUCUUCAGGCCUUCAUCCUACUGGGAACAGGAGUUAUUACUGGUCGUCUGGUGGAGAUGUAUGGUCCUCGAAAAUUGGCUAUUGUGGGAACUGCUUUUACCGUCACCGGUAUCAUGACUACCUCCGUGUGCACCAAGUAUUGGCAUUUCAUCCUGGCCCAGGGCAUCUGCACCUCUAUUGGCAACUCGUGUGUUUACUAUGCUUCCAUUGUUUCCGUGUCCACCUGGUUCAAGAAAUACAGAGCUACAGCUAUGGGAGUGGUGGUGGCAGGAAGCAGUAUUGGAGGCCUGACUCUCCCGUUUGUCUUCUCCAACUUGCAACCUCGAAUCGGCUUUCCCCAGACAGUCAGGGCCAUUGGUUUCAUCAUGUUGGGGGCCUGUGUGAUCUGUUGUGUCACCAUCAGUUCUCGAAUUCCCCCCAACAAGGAGCUUCAGAAGAAAUUCUUUGACUUUAAGACGGAGGUGAAGCAGCCGCUGACUUCGCUUUCCUUUUGUCUCAUGGUCUUUGCACUCUUUUUUUCCUACUGGGGACUUUUAGGAACCAUGGGAUACCUCUCCACUCACGCUAUUGCACAUGGAGUGAGCCAGAAGACUGCUUUCUACAUCAUUUCCAUCUACAACGCAGCUUCCAUUGUGGGUCGAAUUGGCCCUGGAUUUGCUGCUGACAAGUUUGGCACCUACAACCUCCAUGCUGCUUCUUGUUUUCUCUGUGGUAUUCUGAUUCUUGCCUGGUGGAUUCCAGCAAAGUCGAACGGCACCAUUCUCUCGUUUGCCGGAGUCUUUGGCUUUGCUACUGGUCCCUACACGUCCCUGUUUGCCAACCUGGUUGCCGAUAUCACUCCUCCUGCUGAGAUUGGACGACGACUGGGCGUGGUGACCUUUUUUGUGUCCAUUGCUGCCCUCACAUCGAUGCCUAUCGCCGGAGCUACGCUGGACAAGGAGCAUACCAAGUUUAUUGGACUCCAGGUGUUUGCUGGUGUUACCAUGUUGGUGGGAGGAUGUUUUGUCCUUGCUAGUAAGCUGGCUGCCGGCAAGGGAUGGUUGGAGAAGUUCUAG